UGGGUUUUUUUGUAGUGACGAACAGGGGCGGACUGGCCAUCUGUAGAAUCUGGAGAACCACAGAACGGCCGGUGGUCAAGGGCAGUUGACGGCCGGCCGGCCCUUUAAUUGUUUUUGGUUUAACUUCAUCAUUUAAGUUGCGCUUCCGGCCGACAGAGGGCGACAGCGGCCGCUAAUGCAGUUGUGUGGUUCUUAUCUGUCAAAUAAUCACACACGAAGAAGAAAAAAGACCGGCCACACAGACGCCGCAGCAGACAGGGAGAAUGACAAAACAUGGAUAAAAAUCUAAGAAAAAGGAAAGAAAAAGGUGGCGCCGAGAAGGCAAGAGAAAAAAAGGUGAAGUUACUCGCAGGUAAUGCUAAUAAAUGUCGCAAAUUGACAGACCUUUUUGGCAGCAGUGGUGCUACAACUACAAGCACUAUCAUCACCAGCAGCUUAGAACAAGUGCAUGAUGAAGACGAGAAUGAUGAGGGCGCGAUGUCAUAUAUACAGCCAGCCUCCUGCGUUCAUGAGGGACAGAGAGUUGAGCUGGUGGAAGAACCAGCUCAACUGGCACAUGCAAGUGCAGGGCAAGAGCAAGAGGUGGUUGAGGAUGGAACAAGGGCUGAGGAUGACAGCCACUCACACGGCAGCUCAAGCCUGAGGUAUUUUCAACGCCCAAAUUCUGACAAUCACAGUCUCAAUAGUUUUUUUUCCUAUCACCCUCAGACCAAAACAAAAUAUUUGACAGUACAAAGACUGUUUAAACGCAUGAACGGCACAGAUAGAAAAUGGCUCACAUACUGUGAAGAGAACCACACAUUGUAUUGUGCAGUAUGUUUAGCAUUUGCCAAGCCAUCUGAAAACAAUCCCUUUGUAAGUGGCAUGCAGGACUGGAACCAUAUCAGUCAGAGAGAAGAGGAACACGAAAGGACCAUCAUGCAUAGAAUGUGUGCGGAGGCCUACUUUUUGAGGGCAUCCAAAUCAGACAUAGCCAGCCUACUACAUGGAUCACAAGUAGUGGCCCACAGAGAUCAAGUGAAGAAGAAACGGCAGGUGUUGGAACGUGUGGUAGAUGUAGUCAAGUGCGUAGGAAAGAGGUCCUCUCUACAGAGGGAAGGAAUAUGAGGCAGCA
This is a messenger RNA of Trematomus bernacchii (emerald rockcod), 1114 nucleotides long. RefSeq lists its product as uncharacterized. The coding region runs from base 274 to 1107 and encodes 277 amino acids. The transcript has 2 exons. Lineage: Eukaryota; Metazoa; Chordata; Actinopteri; Perciformes; Nototheniidae. The record is from RefSeq and is a predicted model, not a curated record.